This is a messenger RNA of Cynara cardunculus var. scolymus (artichoke), 1137 nucleotides long. RefSeq lists its product as uncharacterized. The transcript is spliced from 3 exons. Gene Ontology annotation, molecular function: protein dimerization activity. NCBI's taxonomy places the organism in Eukaryota, Viridiplantae, Streptophyta, Magnoliopsida, Asterales, Asteraceae. The record is from RefSeq and is a predicted model, not a curated record. Bases 1 to 1137 code for a protein of 378 amino acids.
AUGAGUGGUAAGUUCAAUGGGUUGAAAGCUUUGAUCUUGAGUGAUAAUGACUCGGCAUUUUAUAUACAUUGUUUUGCCCAUYAACUUCAAUUAGUAGUUGURGCGGUUGCAAAAAAACACGAAGGUGUUAARGACUUCUUUGAUUUGCUUGCUUUGGUUGUUACUGUUGUAAACUCUUCUUGCAAACGAAAAGAUAUGCUACGAGAAAGUCACAAAGAGAGAAUUCAAGAAGAAAUUGGAAAUGGGGAGAUUGAGACUGGUAAGGGGUUAAACCAAGAGAUUUCCCUUGUUCAAGCUGGAGAUACACGAUGGAAUUCUCAUCUUAAAACAAUCGUGAGUUUGAUUGCUUUGUUUCCAGAGGUCAUACAGGUGCUUGAAUAUGUCGAAGAUGAUGGUGAUAAUGGAGCUAGUUGGCUUCAAGCAAGAGGAUUAACAAAUUCAUUGUCUCAAGCUCUUCAAAGGAAAGAUGAAGACAUCUUGGAAGCUAUUGAUUUGAUAGGAACAACCAAAGGUCAAUURCAAAUGUUGAGGGAAAAUGGGUUUGAUCAAGUUUUGGAGAAAUGCUACUCUUUUUGUGAUAAACAUAAGAUUGUGAAGUUGAAUAUGACUGAAGCUUAUAUCCGAGAGUUUGGUGAUCGUUUUGGUGAGAUAAGCACCGACUUGCUUCAAAAUAUGGCGGCUUUGAAUCCACGCAAUUCGUUUUCUCAGUUUAACAAAUCAAGCCUAUUGAAGUUGAGUCAGAUGUACCCCCGAGAUUUUGAAGACAAGGAAAGGAUCAUUCUUGAGCAUGAACUUGAUAUCUACUAUCAUUCUGUUUAUAAUGAUGUCCGAUUUGCCAACUUAAACGGUAUUGCCGACCUUGCCAGAUUAAUGGUUGCAACAAGAAAGCAUCUUUCUCAUCCUUUAGUCUACCGGUUAUUGAAACUGACACUCGUUUUGCCUGUUGCAACUGCUACGGUUGAAAGAUGCUUUUCGGCGAUGAAGCUUGUUAAGACAGAUUUACGUAAUCGAAUUGGUGAUGAUUUUUUGAAUUCUGUCCUCAUUUGCGCCAUAGAAAAGGAAGCCCUUAGUAAUGUUAAAAACGAAGAUGUAAUCGAUCGUUUCCAAAAGAUGAAGACACACCGAGGACAAAUUUAG